Mycotypha africana is the source of this 2889-nucleotide messenger RNA. RefSeq lists its product as uncharacterized. NCBI's taxonomy places the organism in Eukaryota, Fungi, Mucoromycota, Mucoromycetes, Mucorales, Mycotyphaceae. The record is from RefSeq and is a predicted model, not a curated record. The transcript has 5 exons. The coding region runs from base 269 to 2680 and encodes 803 amino acids.
UGUUGUUUUACCGAUGGGUCAUUCAAAUUGGAAAGUUAGUAUAUUGGCAAAAAAUUCCUCGCUUCAAGGCAGCAGCUCUUCUCGUUGAACUACAUGGAGUCUUUCUUUCCUAUCUUACCCAUAAACUUCUGGAGACGCUCCCAACUUGUUGCUUUAAGCAUAGUAGUUCAUUAAAACCCAAUUGUACGUUAGCAUCAAAGGUUUCAUUUGUAAAUAUUUGUUACUGAAUACGAAGACUGAAUUAUUAACCAUUUAAUAAUAGAGAAUAAUGUUCCCAAUUUGGGCAGUGAUAAUUAUUGCUGUCAUUGUUGUUAUUUUACUUAUUGCCGGUAUUCUCUGCCUGAAGCGACGUAAGACUAGAUCACUGUCUGUCAAUACGUUAAAUAAAUUAGCUGGUGAGGACGAUAUCGAAAAGAAAACCAUCUUCACGGAAUCCAAUCAAUCCGUCAUUGUUUCUGAAAAGGUGCAUAAACAACCGCAACAACGACUCGUUCAACAACAAUCGACAAUUACAAAUGCUUCCACCGUUAUUGCUGCUACAGUACCAACAGCCGUGGUGUCCCAGUUAUCAAAGUCUAAUAUUGCCAACAAUGAUACAUCCAAUAAUAGCGAUAUUGAAAGCUCUUCCGAAGAACCGAUAAUAGCAGAUAGCAUAGAAGAGAAUAAGGUCAAUGAAUACCGACAUUAUGACGAAGAGGAUGCUGAAGUGCAUAUGGCUCCCGAUCCUCCUCAGGAGAUUAUCAUAUCGUUACCCUUGCCACCUCCUUCCACAUCUUUCUUUUCUGACAAAAUGGAGCUAGGUGACGCCUCUCAUGAUGAGAAUGAAAGCGGCACUGCAAAUGAAGACCUUUAUGCGCUCUAUAGCAAAUUAUUAAAUAAGGAUGCUAAAAGAAAUUCUUACUUACAACAAAAAGCAGCAACCAUCAAAUCUACUUUAAGAAAGCAAUCUUUAAGAUUACAGCCACAUAAAUCAACUGCACAUUUUAGAAGUUCUCUUCAGAAUAUUUUUGCCUCAAACACGAGUUCGGAUGCGCCUUCCGAUGGCAGACCGUUAGUGACAGAUACUUGUACAAGGAAAACAGAAAGCAACGCUAAUAAAAAACAACCAGAACCGAAGGUGCAGACCUUGAGCGAUUCUACUAAAGUAAUCAUUAAUAUGGCACCCAGUGCACAUUCAGCAAGUGCAUUUGAAGGGCAACCAUCACCAAUAAAUGUUGCAGCUGCACCGGAGGUUAUUGCCACUGACGAAGCUACCCCUAAUUUCUUGAACGAAAAUACUCGUCUUCAGGAGGACGAACGGUUUCCUACAGCUGCUCGUAAUUCCGCUAUGAGAGUUAUCAGGUCCGCAUCCAUAAAAGCCAAAACGCGAUCCAUGAUUAUUGACAAGUCCAAGUUGAGCGCUCUGGAUUUUGUAGAAGAUGAGAACGACAGUAGAAAUAAAGUUCUGAGACAAAAUUCAAUGACCCAAUUCACAACCACAACGCCAACAAGAAAGAAAGGAGAAUUUAUGACGAUCACAUCAGGUUCAGUUCGUCGAUUAGUGCGUGACAGCGUUGUCACUCAAAAGAGUGAACCGGCCUUUGCAUUUACAGCUCGCGAAAAACCGGAGAGAAAAUCAAUGAAUGUAAUGGAUAUUGCCGGUUAUUGGGACAAUCAUCACAAGAAACAACAAGCUUCUUUGCAGCAGCGCAGCUCAAGUUUGGAUUACUCAACCGCCAUUCAACAGCAACACCUCCAACAACAAGCUGAUCGGAACAGUGUAGAUGACGAUCAUACAGUCAGCAAUAAAGCCCAUGGUUCGCAUUACAAAGCUUCCCUAUCAAAUUCCGUAUUUGAUACUCUGUCAAAAGGAAAAUUCAAUCCUGCAGUAGCAGCAACUCAUGCUCUGCCAGAUGAACCUAAAAACGAUAAUAAAACCAGCACUACAAGUGGCAGACUCUUGGCUAGACAUGGGUCUUUGAAAAAAGGUGCAACAUUGAGUAGAAACACUCUCAAAUUUAUCAAAAAUAGCGCUACUCAAGGUGUGAAUCGAUCACUCAAAGGGUUGUUCGAUACCAAUACAGCAGAUAACCUUUCAACCACUACAACUACUUCUUCAUUUUCUCCAAAGCCUGAUGAUAGUCAAAAAAUGGAGCUUACGCCUUCAGAAUCAGAAUCAGCUUUGACAGAUAUACAGACAGUAGCCAAAGAGAAGGUAAUGCUUGUAAAAAGUCAGCAACAGCAGGUACUAGAUCCUGUGUAUCAUAGUCGAACAAAUACGCAAGAAACCGAUUUUUCUUCGAAUAAACUUGCAUUGGGAGAAGGUGGAGACGUUAAUACACCAGAUGAAUCAUCCAAAAAAACAGCGAUUGAUGAUGACGAAGAUCAAAUUGAUGUUAUGUACGCUAGUCGAGAUUCUUCAUACUAUUUCGGCGUAACAGAAGAGGAGGUUUUAGAUUUAGCUGUAGCUGACAACAGAUCAUCAGCGCAACAACUAUCUUAUCAAAACAUAUCUGAAGCGAUGCAGGACACAGCAGAUGUUAAUACUACAACUGCCAAUAGCACUGGAGAGGUAGAAGAUAUUCGUCGGAUGUUGCAGGAGACAUGGUUAAAAAACAUACGAGAGAGUGGCUCAAGUUACAGUAUGUUAUCAGAAGCAACGACAUCGGCCGGUAACAACAAUGUGCCUACAUCACCUUAAAACGCGCUUCUUUACUAGCAGCCACUACUAGCCAACAACAGCAACAAGACAAUGAGGAGCAUCUUAAUCUACAACAGCAGCAGCACCAGGAGGGUCCUGAGCCUUCAGCUUCUUUUUCGUCAUCUACUGUACGCACUGUAAUACCGGAGAAUGAACAGCAGAAUGCAUCAACAACAAAGGCAUAGUCAUAUGGCUAGCACAUUUACUCA